CACCUGCCGCCAUUUCCACAGUUGACCUAGCAUUUUUAUAAGCUAGCUAACUUUACUAAAAGUUAAAUAUGUAGCUCCAGAAAAGCUUUGUAGAUCUAAAGAAUUGUGUUUGCGCUGAUCAUGUCAAACGCUUUUUUAAGUGGAAGGUUGUACAAUUAAAACCCGUUUGCUCUCCCCGAGGAUGCUGCUGCUUCACUUCAUGUCACAAGCUAAGUAUUUCAUAUUUGUCAGUAUGCUAAUCAUAAGUCGAGUUUGUUAGCUCUGCUUAGCUUCUUUGUUCUAUUUGCUCAUGUAAUACUAAUGCGACUGCUGGCUGAGACCGUCUUAUGUUCAUUAGGUACAUUGUGGUCUUGAUGUUUUUUGUUUUUUUUGUUUUGUUUGUUUGUUUGUUUGUUUUUUUAAAUUAAUUUCUUAAUCUUGGCUUUUCUGUGUUGUUGUUUGGCAGGUGCACUGUGGUUCUGUCAUGCUGUUGAUGGGGAAAUGAUUGUUCUAUACAAAUGUGCAACAUCUACUGUGUCAAAUUCAGCAACAUGUUACUACAGCAAACUGUUGGACCAGGCUAAUCUCCAUUUGGUUUACAUAUGCUUCCUCAUGAGAUCACGUGAAAGGGAUCAUGUGAGAAGGUGCAUUGCUCCCUCAGAGCAUUAUGGGAGUACGCCGGUUGUUGCUGGCCUGUCGAGGGAUUGUUAAAGUCUCUGGAGUGUGAGGGGAGAAGAGACUGAUAAUCCUGGAACAGACACCUAACUGUACCUGAGGCGGCAUUCUCCUCCAAUCAGGUUUGGCACAUUACUUCUUCCAUCCGUCCAUCUCAGCUCCCUUCGGAUGUCCUAGCUCCUCAUGCAGAGCCCAGCCACCCUUCAGAGGACACUCAUUAUGGCUGCUUGUAUCCAGGAUCUCAAUCAUUUGGCCACACCCUAAGGCUCAUAGGUCUUCAUGGAGGUAUUCAAGAUGGCAGCUUUUGGGAAAUCUCUCCUUACUUUAGCAGCAGUCCUCCUGCAUGCGCUGAGAUGUCAGGGGGGAAUUGGAAAAGGAAAAGACAUCUCGCCGCUGAGGUUCACGCACCAUCUCUACAACGCCACCAUCAACGAGAACUCUGCCCCGCGGACGUACAUUGAGACGCCAGUGAAGAUGGGCAUCGAAGUGACAGAUCUGUUCUGGGAAAUCAACUAUAAUGUCGUCUCAGGUGAUGACGACAGCCUUUUCCAAGCAGAGGCUGUUAAAAUUGGGGAUUUCUGCUUUCUCAGGAUCAAAACAAGGAGCAGUAAUUCGGCACUCCUCAACAGGGAGGUCAGGGACACUUACACUCUCACUGUGGAGGCAACUGAGAGCACUUUUGACUUUCAGGCAAAGACGAAGGUGUUUGUCCAGGUCCUUGACACAAACGACCUAAAGCCUCUUUUUUAUCCUGCCUCGUACAAUGUGGCCAUCAGGGAGGACACUCAACUUAAGUCAAGUGUGGUCCGGGUUAGUGCUACAGAUGCUGACAUUGGCAGCAACGCUGAGUUUUAUUACUCUUUCACCAGCAGAGCUCAUCCUUUUGUCGUCGACCCUUUCACAGGCACAGUCAGCCUUGUCAAGAAGCUCAAUCACACUCGAUCAACCAGAUAUGACCUUACUGUUUUAGCUGAGGACCGAACAAAGAAGAUAUCCGGUGUUCAGAAGUUUGGUAAUGUUGCCAGGGUUACAGUAAAUGUACAAAAGAUGUCCACGAGGUCUCCGGUUAUCACACCUCUCCCUGAACCCACGGUCUCCACAGACGGUAAAAUAUCUAUCAAUGUCCACGUGGAGGCAGGAGUUAAACCUGUGGAAUCCGUUAAUAUUGUUGGAGGGGAUCCCCACAAGUGUUUUGAGAUAAUCCCCUUAGGGGUGCAGGGCAGUGACUUCCAAGUGAUCUCUACAAAGAGGAUUAUCUGGUCUCAAACUCCUUUUGGACUGAAUCUGUCCCUUCAAGCUAAAGACAGGAGCUUCCCAAGUUUACUCUCUCCAAUUACACAGUUAUACCUUCCGGCCUAUCAUUUUAGCCCAUUGGCAUUUUUUGAAGACACCUACAUUGUCACACUGAGUGAGUUUUCACCCCCUAAAACUCAUGUUGUCAAGGUUUCUGUCACCUCAGUGCCUUAUAACGUUACCUUUGGUAUCAAAAAUAAUCCGGACAGUUCUAAAUUCAAGAUAAAUCCCAAAACAGGAAUCAUCAUCACAACAGAAAGGUUUGACUAUGAGACAAAGAACCGUUAUGAGUUUGAUGUUGUGGCCAAUCAUGGUGAAGCCGAGACUCACAUCGUGGUCGAGGUAAUGGAUGAAAACGACAACAGCCCACAGUUUAGCCGCUCCUCCUAUGAGGCCACACUGGAUGAAAACUCCCCUGUUGGCAGCAGUGUUUUGAAAGUAGCCGCCACAGACAAAGAUAAAGGCAAAAACAGCUUUGUGACUUACUCUAUUGCCAACUCAAGCCCAUUGCCUUUCACAAUAGACCCAUUUACAGGUGUCAUAUCGACCUUGGAACACUUGGACUACGAGCUGAUGAAAAGGCGGUAUCACCUGAGAGUUUGGGCGUCAGACAGCGGCAGCCCCUUCAGUCAGGUCAGCGAAUGCCCUGUGAUGAUAACCCUGAACAACGUCAACGAUAACGUCCCUCUGUUUGAGAGGGUAGGCUGCAACACCACCGUACCUUUAGAUUUAGCCAUAGGCCACACAAUCGUUGAGCUGUCAGCUAUUGAUUCAGAUGAGCUGCAGCAGCUGAGGUAUGUCAUCGAGUCAGGAAAUGAGCUCCAGGUAUUUGAUAUUGAUCCUGUGUCAGGAGCCAUCACCCUUAAGCAGCCGAUCCCCCUGCAUGCAAAUUCGUUCACUUUGGGAGUUGUAGCCACUGACGGGAAACAUCGUUCGGAAACUUCAGUUGUCAGGGUAACUGUCACUAACAGAGGUGAUGAUGCUAUGGUCCACUGCCAGGAAACAGGCAUUUUCAAACAGCUGACUGAUAAACUGAUAGAGUCUAUCAAACCUGUUUUAACCAGCCAAGAGGACGACACAUUCUCUGAUAUUCACAUCACUAACCGACACUCUCCAAAGUUUGACUUGAGCCUCCCGAGUUCAAUUGACCUCAGUGAGGACUUUCCAGUGAACUCCACCGUCGUUCAGUUCAAGGCAACAGAUGCUGACUCUGGGUUUAAUAGUAAGCUGGUGUACGCCAUAUCAAGUGGGAACGAGGAUGGCUGUUUCUUCAUCGACACUUUCUCUGGAGACCUUCAGUUAGUUUGUCCAUUAGACAGAGAGAGCAAAGAAUUCUACAUUUUGAACAUCACUGUUUUUGAUUUGGGAACUCCACAAACAUCUGCAUGGAAGUUUGUUGCUGUGAAUGUCAUCGACGUCAAUGACAAUCCUCCUGUUUUUGAGCAGCCCAGAUAUGUGAUACGUGUACCUGAGAACACUGAGGUGGACUCCAUUAUUUUUACAGCUCGUGCAGUAGAACUUGACUCAGAUACGAGUGGUAAUGUCCAAUACUCCCUGCUAACGUCCACUGACAUGUUUAGAAUUGAAGAAGAGACUGGUGAGGUGAUGGUCACAGGUCGUUUGGAUCGAGAAACCUCACCCAGGCAUGACCUCCUAAUCAAAGCCAGAGACCAAGCAAAGCUUGGCCCUCAGUUGUUCUCUACAAUUGAACUUGUGGUGGUUUUGCAAGACGUUAAUGACAACCCACCCAAGUUUGUACCCAAAGUUUACAAGAUAAAAGUCCCUGAGGAUGUACCCGUGGGAACCCUCCUCGUCUGGGUUGAAAGCGUUGAUUUGGAUAUGGGCAGUGGAGGCCUCGUCAGCUACAACCUCAAGAACACAGAGGGUGGGAUCUUCCACCUUGACUCCUCCACUGGUGGCUUGACCCUGGAGAGGGAGCUGGACUUUGAGAGGCGGCCACUUUACAACCUCACAGUCCGGGCUGUCGAUCAUGGCCUCCCCCGCUCCCUCUCCUCCUCCUGUUUUGUGGAGAUUCAGGUUCUGGAUGUCAACGAGAACCUCCACAGGCCUGUGUUCUCAGAGUUUGUGUAUGAAGCCGGAGUGAUGGAGGACGCAGCAGUGGGGACAUCAGUGGUCACACUCACAGCUUCAGACAAGGAUCUGGGCAGAGAUGGCGUCGUCAGGUACCAUAUCCAUGAAGGCUCAGGUCUUGGAGUGUUCACCAUUGAUGAGGAAACAGGUGUGAUUCGUACAACGGAGACGUUGGACCGAGAGACUGUGUCUCACUACUGGCUUUCUGUCUAUGUCACUGAUUUGGGCACUGAACCUCUGAUUGCCUGGACUCACGUCUUCCUGGAGGUCCUGGACGUUAACGAUAAUGCUCCAGAGCUCUCUCAGCCGGUGUAUUUCGCCACCGUCCAGGAGAACAUGGACAAGGUCAAGUCUGUCGUCCAGGUGUCAGCCACAGAUGCAGACACUUCCUCUGACGGGAAGCUCUCCUACCAGAUGCUGGAGUCUCAUCGCACCUACUUUGAUGUGGAUCCCAAAACAGGUGUAAUCAGCACACUGACCACAUUGGACCGAGAGGAUAAACCAGAACACAGUGUCGAGGUAAUCGUUUCAGAUAACGCCUCUCCGCUUUUGAGAUCCACCGCCACUGUGGUGAUCAGAGUCCUCGAUGCCAACGACAACCGACCGAAGUUCACGGACAAACUUUUCCACGUGAAGCUGCCCGAACAGCGUCAGCAAGCCGGUAAACAGGAAGUCUGCAGGAUGGUCGCCCGUGAUGACGAUGAAGGCUCAAAUGCUGUUGUCACCUACAAGCUCCAAGACAACAGCGAUGAGCGUUUUGAGAUUGACUCGGCGACGGGUGUGGUGACAUCACAUGGUGAUUUCUGGCCUGGAAACUACAGUAUUCUCACGAUCAAAGCCACAGACCAGGGCAGCCCCUCACGCUCGUCCACGUCGAGGCUCGACAUCGAGUGGAUCACCCUCCCACCACCCUCUGCUGAGCCAAUCACGUUCGACGAGCCCCACUUCACCUUUGCCAUCCUCGAAACGGAGCCUGUCACUCACAUGGUGGGCAUCAUCAUGACAGAGACACAUCGGCAGUGGUGGUUCGAUAUCACAGGUGGCGACGAGGACAAGGACUUUGAUAUCCAGAGAAAUACAGGAACCAUCUCAAUCGCCCGCCGGCUCGAUGCUGCUCGACGCUCCAACUACAAUAUGACUGUUCGGGUCACCGAUGGCCACCACACCGCCACCACACAGGCCUACAUCCGUGUGCUGGACAUGAAUGAGCAUCGUCCGGUCUUCCUGAAGCCGCUGUACAAGGUGAGGGUUCCUGAGGACACGUCCCCCUGGAAGGACAUCCUUCAGAUCAGCGCGCAGGACGCCGACACCAACAGUAAGCUCGUGUACUCCAUCCACAGCAGCCUCCAUCCAGACAGCACCAAGUUCUUCCAUCUGGACCCAAAGAGUGGAGUCCUGGUGAUGACGGAGGAGCUGGACUACGAGACCAUCUCUGUUCAUACACUGAUUGUGAUGGUGCGUGACCAGGAGAUCCCAGUGAAGAGGAACUUUGUGAAGGUGGUGGUUCAGGUGGAGGACUGUAACGAUCAUUCACCAGCUUUCCUCAGCCCCCGCUACGAGGCCAGCGUCUCCAACCAAGCCCCCACAGGCUCCGAGGUCAUCAGGGUCAAGGCUCUGGACAAGGACAUGGGCAGCAACGCUGACAUCAGCUACUCUCUGCACUCAGGAAAUAUCAACAGCAUCUUUUCCAUUGAUCCAGAGCUGGGCUCCAUCGGUGUGUCCAAACCUUUGGACCUCCAGCCUCAGGACCAGUUCCACUUGACAGUGAAGGCCACUGAUCAGGGUUUCCCUCAGCGCAGUGACCUCUGCUCCGUCCACAUUUACGUCCGCAUCUCCGACCAAACCCCACCUGCCUUCCCCUCGGAUGAAUACCUCACAGAGAUUAGUGAAUCAAGUGCCCUUGGAACACCAGUGGUCACAAUCUCAGCCUCCAGCCCUGCUGCAGUGUAUUAUGGGAUAGAAAGUGGCAACCCAAAUGGGACAUUUCACAUCAACCCCUACACAGGGUUGAUUUCAAUCCAGAAGCACCUUGAUUUUGAGAACUGUGCCUCAUACAAGCUCAAAGUUACAGCUUCCACCACAGCUGGAGCCUCGUCAAAGACUCUUGUUUACAUCUACGUGAUUGACGAGAACGACAGCGCUCCUGUUUUUCAGCAGAGGGAGUACCUGGGGCAAAUAAGUGAGUCAGCUCACAUCAACAGCCUUGUGAUGGGGGAAAGAAACACCCCUCUGGUCAUCCAGGCUUCCGAUGAAGACAAAGAUGCAAAUUCUCUUCUGGUGUAUGAAAUCCUCGAACCAGAGGCCCUGAACGUCUUCAAGAUAGACUCAAGUAUGGGCACCAUCUCUUUAAUUUCACCCCUUGACUUUGAAACCAAGGCAGAGUAUCACUUCAGUGUGCAGGUAAAGGACUCGGGGGAGCCAUCGCUGUACGCAGCAGAGCCUGCCAAGGUCAAUGUUCGCGUCCUGGACCUGAAUGACUGCCCACCACAAUUCACCUCACCUGUGUACGAGUCAUCCAUCAUCUUCCCAGCUGUCAGAGAUACAGAGGUUGUGCGCGUCAUGGCCCAUGAUGCAGACUCAACAGUCUCAUACAGCAUCACCGAGGGGAAUCUUCACAAUGUCUUUUCAAUUCAUCCCAACUCUGGAAUCAUCACCGUGAGCGAUGUGUCUGAAUUUAUGUCAUUUUACGAACUGCUCAUCAAAGCCUCAGACGGCCUCUACAAAGACAUAGCAACCGUUAAGAUAAAUGUAACAAACCUCACAGCCAGUGAUCUUGAAUUUGAGCAGCAAGUGUAUUCAGCUAGCAUUACAGAAAACCUAAAAACGGUCAAAACUUUGGCAGCACUCAAAACCACAGGUUGCUAUUUAAAUGAACCUCUUUCAUAUUCUGUGAUAAACCCUAUGGGAAAGUUUUCUAUUUCACAGACAUCAGGCGUUCUUGAAACAACAGGUAUUCCUUUUGACCGAGAGUUACAAGAUGUUUAUGAUGUAGUGGUGAUGGUACAAGACAUGAGAACACCAUCCAGGACAGCUACAACCCAGGUCAAGGUUUUUAUAGAUGAUGUCAAUGACAACUCCCCACAGUUUCUAAACUUGCCUUUUUCAAUGAUGAUCUCUGAAGCAUCUGAACCAGGAGAUGUUUUGUAUCAAGCAACAGCUAUUGACAGAGAUCUGGGAGAGAAUGCAUCCAUUAUGUACUCACUGGAGGAGGAUUACAGCCUCUUCAGGAUAGAUCCUGAUGUAGGUGACAUAUCCCUUCAAAGGCCUCUUGACUUUGAAGCUUUGAAUAAGUACAUGUUGAUAGUCUUGGCGAUGGACGAGGGUGAACCAAGUCUCAGAGCUGUAGCACAGCUCAGCAUUCAAGUGAGGAAUCAAUCCAACCCAGUUUUCCAGACUCUUCUGUAUCCGCUAAAGGUCCCAGAAAACGUUCCACCAUUCACCACCAUCUUACACGUCCAGGCCAGGAAUCCAGAGGGCUAUCGCCUCAUCUACAACCUUGAGGAGGAAAACGCUUCCAAAAACUUUCACAUUGAUUUCAAAACUGGUGUGUUGACUGUCACCAACCCACUCGACUAUGAGAGCCAAACCAUGCAUGUGUUGACAGUUCGAGCUACUGACUCUGUGACCGGAGCUUUCUCUGAGGCCUCCAUUGAAAUAGAAGUGGAGGAUGUGAACGAUAACGCACCAGUUUUCUCAAAGCUGACGUACUCUGCGAUCAUUGAUGAGGGACUUCCUAUUGGCACGUCUGUGAUAAAACUUUAUGCCUCUGAUCAAGACUCUGGCAGGAAUAAAGAUCUUACCUUUCAGAUGGUGAAAACAGAGGGAAACGAGACUGAUUUCUUUGAGAUCGACCCUCAUAGUGGGUUGAUUGUUACAAAACAGGUGCUGGACUAUGAAGACACAACGCACUUUACAUUGAAAAUCAAAGCCACUGACAAUGGCUCUGUUCCUCUAAGCAGUGAAGCGUACAUCCUUAUAAAUGUCACAGAUGUCAAUGACAACCCACCAGACUUUGUUACCUCCCAGUAUGAAGCCAUGCUGGAUGAAAUGGCUAAGUGUGGCCACAUAGUGAUCAAAAUCCAAGCUUCGGAUCCCGAUACCGGGGACCUGAAUAACCUCAGGUACAAAAUCCUCUCAGGGAAUGAAGGCCGGUACUUCAAUAUCAACGAAUCCUCAGGAAUUAUCUCCUUUUCUAACGUCUGUAAGAGGAAUCUGGAUCCUUACUACAAUCUGACAGUAGCAGUAUCUGACGGAGUGUUUCAGAAAACAGCACCUGUCAACAUUAAUAUGAUGAACAGCAACAGGCACAGUCCGUACUUCAAGCAGAACAUCUACGAAGCAGAGCUGGCUGAAAAUGCAGAGGCAGGCACUCGAGUGAUCCGAUUGGCUGCCAUCGACCCUGAUGAUGGGCCAUACGGGAGCGUCGACUACACCAUCAUAAAUAAACUUGCUGAUGAGAAAUUCGCCAUAGACAAUGAUGGCCAGAUUGUUACAACGCAACCAUUGGACAGAGAGAAUCCAAACCAGAGAGUCAUCGCUAUCAAAGUGAUGGCCAAAGACGGCGGCGGAAGAGUCGCCUUCUGCACAGUAAAGAUUAUUCUCACAGAUGAGAAUGACAAUGUUCCUCAGUUCAAAGCAUCAGAAUACCAAGUUUCAAUUCAAUCAACUGUGAACAAAGGCUCCCCUGUCAUUCAAAUCAUGGCUUAUGAUGCAGAUGACGGUAAAAAUGCGGACGUCACCUACACGGUAGAUGAAGCUGAAGAAGUAAGUGAAGACAUCAUCGAGAUCAACCCUUUUACUGGAGUUGUGAGUGUCAAAGAGAGUCUUGUUGGCAUGGAAAACAAGAUCUUCAACUUCAAAGUCAAAGCUCGCGAUGGCAGCCUUCCUUUCUACAACUCCACAGUCCCCGUUCAAGUCAAAGUGGUUCCUCCAGAGGUUCCUCUUCCAAAGUUCUCAGAGCCUCUUUACACCUUCUCAGCUGCAGAGGAUGUCCCCAUUGGGACAGAGAUCGGUUCUGUGAGAGCCGACUCUGACAUGCCUCUUAUUUACAGUCUGGUGGACGGGAACACGCUUGAAAGCAACAAAGACAAAGUGUUCACCCUGGACAAAGAAAGCGGAACUUUGCUGCUACAGAAGACUAUCGAUCAUGAAAAGACAAAAUGGUAUCAGAUAGAUGUGAUUGCUCAGGGAAGCCACAACGGGAGUGAUGUAGCAUCACUGGUGUCGGUCAACAUCCAGGUCCAAGAUGUGAAUGAUAAUCAGCCUGUGUUUGAUGCAAACCCAUACAGAGCCUUCCUGGCUGAGAACCUGCCUGCUGGAACUACUGUUAUCCAGGUGACUGCCAACGACCCUGACACAGACACCAAUGGUCUUGUGACCUACAGCUUGGAGAAUCUACCUGAAGACACCACAGUGGACAUCACCGAGGUAUUCUCCAUCGAUGGAGAGAGCGGCUGGAUCACCACUGUACGGGAGACGGACUGCGAGGCAACCAGGGUUUACAGGUUCAACGUGGUCGCCACGGACCAUGGAGGUGAUGUCAAGCUGUCGUCCAGCGUCCUGGUAGAGGUGACGGUGACUGAUGAGAACGACAACCCGCCCAAGUUCUCAGAUGAUGUGUACCGCGGUUCGGUGGUGGAGAACAGCAGCCCUGGUGAAGUCAUCGUCUCUAUGACGACCACAGAUGCUGACGUGUCACUGGAGAGCCGCCUUGUGACGUGUUACAUCACUGAUGGAGACCCUCUGGGCCAGUUUGCCAUCAUCCAGGCUGACGAGGGCGAGUGGGGUCUGAUUGUUAAGGAGCGUCUGGACAGAGAGACCAAAGACAGAUACACACUCAGAGUCACCGCCACCGACGGGAAGUUUGAGGCUCCGGUUGUUGUAGACGUCCACGUGCUGGACAUCAACGACAACAGUCCGCUGUGUGAGCAGCUGGUGUACACGGAGGCGGUGAUGGAAAACUCGCCCUCCAGCAUGUUUGUGCUGAAGGUUUCGGCUUCAGAUCCAGACGUGGGAGCUAAUGGCCAGAUCUCCUACACCCUUCACGGCCCUGACGCAGACAAGUUCCAUCUCGACCACAGGACAGGUGAGCUGUUCACUCUGGCCGUGUUGGACCGGGAGAAGGAGGUCGAGUACAACAUGGUGGCGAAGGCAACGGACGGCGGCGGGCGGUCGUGUCAGGCGGACAUCCUGCUGAUGAUACAGGACAUGAACGACAACCCGCCUCACUUCUCCUCCAGCCACUAUGAGGUGACUGUGUUCGACAACACCACUGUCCGAACACCCAUCGCUGUCGUUUACGCCAAGGACCCAGACACAGGUAUAAACUCUGAGGUCAAGUAUUCCCUCCUGGCGGGCGACAGCGGCUACUUCUCUCUGGAUGAGUUUUCAGGGAUCUUGCGUCUGGAGCGACCGCUGACCCCCGACACCCCACCCACCUUUGAGCUGAAGGUGAAGGCCACCGAUCGCGGCCUGCCUCGUCACCUCUACUCCGUCGCCACGGUGACAGUGGACGUGGUCUCCCUGGACGACUACCAGCCCAUCUUCCUGAGUUCGGAGUACACCGCUCAGCUGCCAGAAUCCCUGACGGUUGGGUCUGAGGUGUUGAGUGUCUCGGCUCUGACUCGAGACGGUGGAGGGCCGGAUCCAAUCUCCUACCGCAUCGUGUCCAGAAACGAUGUUGGACAGUUCCUGCUGGACUCAGGCACAGGCCUUCUGACCCUCAUUGCACCGCUGGACUUUGAAGUUUCUCGGGAGUACUACCUCUCUGUGGAGGGAAGUCGAGGCAAGUCGUCCCUCAGUGACAUCACCACAGUCAUCAUCAACGUGACAGACGUGAACGACAACACGCCAGUGUUUGGACGUGGCGACUACAGCGCAGAGAUACCAGAGGAUCUGACUCCUGGAGGCCUGGUGAUGAAGGUAACAGCCACUGACGACGACGGUCCCAUCAACAAUCUGCUGCGUUACUCUAUCGUGAGCGGAGACCCUCUGCAGCAGUUCUCUAUUCACCCCCGCAGUGGAGAAAUCACUGUCCGCACUGCGCUGGACAGAGAGGAGAUCCCUCAUUACUCUCUGACGGUGCAGGCAGCAGAUGAAGGUGAUCCUCCUCUCUCCUCGGCGGUGCUCAUCACCGUCACUGUCACCGAUGUCAACGACAACCCACCCGUCUUCUCUCAGGUUAACCACAGUCUGCUGCUGCAGGAGGGCGAGCCGGUCGGCAGCACCAUCCUCCAGCUCGUGGUGGCGGACAAAGACACGCCCAGGAACGGCCCGCCUUUCUCCUUCCACAUCGUCAGCGGCAACGAGGACCGCCGUUUCAACAUCGACCAGGGCGGCCUGCUGUCGCUCUCUGCUCCACUCAAAAAGAAGGUCAAACCCCGUCACCAGCUCAAGAUACAGGUGACAGACAGCGGCCACCCUCCCCUCUCCUCCAUCUGUGUGGUCAACAUCAAUGUCACCGAGCAGAGCAAGUAUCCUCCCUCUGUAGUGCCUUUGGAGGUCUUCAUCACUACCUCUGGUGGACUGUUUGCCAACCGGGUCAUCGGCAGGCUUCACGCCUCCGACCAGGACCUGCAGGACGUCCUGACCUACAAGCUGGUAUCAGAGAAUCCAGAUGAGGGGAGAUUUUCCGUCGACUCGUCUGAUGGGAAAAUCUGGGCGGAUGAAAACCUGGAGGAAGGCUCCUACUCCCUCAACGUCAGUGUAACUGAUGGGAAGUUCAGCGUCUGGACUGGGGUCAAAGUUCACGUGUGGAAGGCCAGUCAGAGGGCACUAGACUCUGGCCUGACGCUGCAGCUGUUCGGGUUGUCAUCAGAGGAGUUUCUGGGCGACCACUGGAGAGGCCUUCAGCGCAGCCUGGGACAAGCGCUGAGCUUACCCAGACAAGAGCUUCACCUGGCCAGCCUGCAGCAGCUACCUGACACCAAGAUCCUGGAGGCCCUGCUGGUCUGGAGGCCUCAGAGUGGACUGGUCCAGUCUCUGCCAACCAGCAGACUUGCAGGGACUAUAUCGGACAUCGAGGACUCUUUGGGCCUCAGCAUCCUCAGGGUGAGCCACAAUGGGUGUCUGGGCCUCGGCUGUCCACCACGAGGCUGCAGGAACGCCGUCCAACUGACAGGAGACAGACUGAGCCAUUUCACUACCGCCAGAGCUGGUUACAUCACUCCACAUCACACCUGGGAGAGCGUCUGUCCCUGUAACGAGUCGGCCGUGAGGUUCGAUGGUAAAUCCUACCUGAAGUACCUUCACAGGAUGGACGAGGACAACCACAGUUUCAAACUGUCACUAAGGUUCAAGACUUUCCAGGAGCAGGGCCUCAUCGUAUCCACCAACAGCACCAACGACUGGGGAACAUUACAGCUGACCGAUGGAGAGCUGCAGUUCAGGUACAGAUGUGGAAACACCUCUCCUGGUUCCUUACUGAUCAGAUCUGAUCCGGUGUCAGAUGGACAGUGGCACAGCAUCCUGCUGGAGGUCAACUCCACCUCCCUGAGACUGACUCUGGACCAGCACCACCCAGCCUUCUCUACCCUGACUGAGCCAUGCCGGAUGUUGCGUUCCCAUGGUGCUUUGCUCUUCGCCUCUUUGACUCAGAGCUCUGCGCCUGAGAUCCACCAUCAUCCACGAAAUUUCAUCGGCUGCCUGGAGGGCUUGGAGCUCAACGGGGAGCCAAUCAGAGUGGGCGACACGGCAGAGUGGGCCGGGCCAGGGAGCAGGAGAGUGUUUGGGGUGUACCAGUGCUGUAGCAGGGCGGGAGCCUGCGACAACAACCCCUGUGAAAACGGAGGGGUCUGUGGGGAGGACAGCAAUGGAGAGCCGCUCUGCAGGUGUGCAGGACUCUUCCACGGCACCCGCUGCGAGCUGCCCGACAAUCCGUGUGCCUCCCAGCCAUGUGCCCACGGCAGAGUGUGUAUACCCAAACCUCAAGGUUACAUGUGCAACUGCUCACUGGACAACGCUGAAGCAGGAUGCCACAACCAGGUUGAAGUCUGCUCACCCAAUCCAUGUCCUGGAGGCUAUGAUUGUAAAGUAACAGAUGGCUUGAUCCACUGCGACCCACUGUCUCAGGUAUCUCCUAUGAUUGGCUAUAUGGAAAUUAUGGAGGUCAGUGUCGGCGUGCUGGGAUUACUCUUCUUGGUCGGCAUCUUCGUUUGCAUCAGGAAACGUUACGUUCAGCAGAAGAAGAAAAAGCCUGUCUGUGUCCAGGACUCCAAUGGCUACUUCCAGCCCAGUCUGGCUAAGAGCCUCAAAGCCGAUAACCAGGAAGCCAACCCCAUAGAGAUGACCUCAUUGGUCAAUGACCUUGACCACUCGCCGUUCAGGUCGCUUAGGCCACGAAGCCAGAUCAGCUCUUCAAUAAGUGGGGUUUCCUCUCAGAAGACGCAGGGGCCUGUUGUGUGCAGUGUUGCCCCCAACCUCCCUGCCAGGCCACCAUCCAGCUCGGACAACGACUCCAUCAGGAAGAACCACUGGGACAUGGACUAUGAAGUCUAUCCUGCAGACCCUGACUACUACGGCCGCCCAGCAGGCCAGGAGUUCCCCCAGUUUGACAUCGUAGAAGACACCUACUCCACCUCUACCAUGGAGUCCCGGCGGAACUCUCGAUUUGGUGGCUUUCCGUUCCCACUGGACCGCUGUGACCGCCGCGCCCCUCUACCGCCCUGCUACAGCAACCAGAACCUGGACGACUUCCUGGGUCCAGACGGGCUUCCUCUUCCCAGCUCCCAGUGCCCCAACGAGUACACCGCAAUCAGCUACUACCCCACCCAGCACACCCGCAGCCUGGACAACGUCUCAGGAGGCUACAAGAGACUCAGCAUGCGUCUGAGCGUGGCUAUGCCAUCGUAUGCAGAGCAGGCCAGCCCACCACCGGCACCAAACCCUGCCCAGCCUCAAACGAGGCCAGCAGGGCAGAACCCACGCAGCUACGACGGGUCGAGCAUGGUGGAGAGCGAUUAUGGGAGCUGUGAGGAGGUGAUGUUUUAAGACACAGUAUUGGUUAAAAGCCUACGUCUUUUUUUUGGCAAUUUGCGUCCAUUCCAAUGAUUACAUGGAAAACUAAACAGUAGAAGUACAUACAACCAUAUCUUCUACUCCAAUCUAAGGCAGCUUUAUGUAUAAGCACACUUCUCAGAUGGGACUUUUUUAAACUAACAGCAGCUCAGCAGUCUCUCACUGUGAGAUCUGAGUCUUUCUUCUCCACUCUGAUAGAGAUGAAAGCACCACAUGAAACAAUAGUUCAGAUGUCUUUCAUUUGUUUGACUUUGUGGUGCAGUCCUGCUGUGCCUCACUAGACGGGGGUAAUUCAGGACUCCUUGGUUACAGCUGCAGAAGUUCAUCCCUUUGUUGAAGAGAUGCUGCCAAGAGCACUCGUUAACAUUAAGGUCGUUUUUAGACAUCUUGUUUUUAGACAACAGUAUUUAUGACUUCAGUGUGGACGGUUUCCAAAUGAAAAAUGAGGCGAAACUCAAGACUUUUUCAACUUGGGAGAAUGUGACUAAGAAGAGGAAUUUGCUUCUGAAACAUGUCCAUAAAACUGUAUCUCCUGGAUUUCACUUCUCAAACACUCACGUCCAACAAGCCAAACGCUCUAAAACCAUCAGUUUCAGGCAAACUUUGAUAACAGUAUGUUUACUAUGCAGCGUGAUGUGAUUGAAUGUGCGACAGCAGACAUGAGAAAAGCCGCUUCCAUGACAGUGGCCAUUAGGCCAACAACGCUCACUCAGAAAUGCCUACCUGAUGAAAUCCCGAUAAAGAGCUUUGAUGAGGACUGUUGCAUUGUAUGAAAGGUAAAUCACCAGCAGGGUUUUAGCAUAUCCACAUUCUGCUGUGUGUUUGUGUCCAUGUGAAAUGUAUUUGCUCAUCAAAGAACUGCAAAAAUGUCAAACACACAGAUUUGAUGUGUGUCUAAUAUUGGCCCAUUAUUUCAGAUCUGAAACGUAUUAAAAAUGACAUUUCAUGUAGGACAAAUAUUUCACUGAACUCUUAAUCUGCUUAGUGUUGCUGUUGUUUAUUCUUGCUGUCUGUUACAAUGAAGGGGGCUGGAUCCUCAUAAAGAACAAAAAAAAAGAUGAAAGCCAUAAACAAGAGGGACAAGGUGAUGUUAGUCGUGAAUGUGAAUGCGUAUUUUAACUUUUAGUGAUAUUAGUGCUGUUCCCAUACUGUUAAUUCUGUAGAUUAUGAAUUGUGGAUUUUUAUCAGUGUGAACUAGAUUACAGUAUUUUCUUUGGAGGAGACAUUAGUGUUUGUGAUCAAGUUCAGCUCUGCAGUGUUGCUGCCCUCAAAGAUAAAGGGAACACUUAAUGUGGGGCAGUUUCUGCAGCAGUGAAGAAAUGUCUAUGCAGCCAUUUUAUAUGGUGUAAAUAUGCAAGCCUGAGAUAAAAGAAAUGCUUGUUUUGGUCAAGAACUUGUGCAGAACGCAGCAUAUUGAGGGGAGAAUGUGUUUUACUGGAUAGCAGAGACUCUGUUUAGCUUGAACAGCAUUUUCUAAAAUCAACUGUAUGACAGUUAGCAGCCCAACAAUAUUCACAAUUAAAUUAAAAUGUAGACUACUUUCACAAGGGUUUUGGACUUUCCCUGAAAAACAAGUUCUUAAGUAGAGCAUAUCAUAUAUAUAUAUAUAUAUUGGUAUUGGUGUACAUGCUGUCAUUUUUAUUUAGUUAACACAUUUGUGGGAUCAUUUUAAAAACUGUGCGUGUAUCGGCAAAUAUAUCCAUUUUGGUUAUUUUUUACUGCUUGCUAUCGGUACUGACAUCAGCCCCCAAAAAUGUGUUCCAGCCAGGCUCUAAUUUUUAGUAGCUGUAAAUUAAUUUCUGCACAUUGACUAUUCAUUUCAGCUCUUAUCUCUUAUUUAUCGUUUGAGUGAUUAAAUUGUUUAAUCGAUAAAAGUCUAAAGAAAUGAAAAAUGUAUUCCAUGACUUGCUCCAAAAUUCUCUGUUUUAGGAUUAUGAGUAUGAAAUGUUUGAUGUAAAUGAAGAAAACGAUAUUCAAAAUUUGAGAAACUGAUAUCAACAUAACAUAACAAACAUAAUGUGACUUCUUAGUUUAUGUUGAGCCACGACAAACUAAAACCAUAAUCGAUUAAAACAUAAUUUCAGGUCUAAAAGAAUUCAUGCAGUGUUUUCUGAUUAACUGAACCUUGGGGAAACCUACUGUGGAAAUCAUGGAUUGUCCCUGUUUUAAUACUUAAACAAACAUACAGUAUGACAGCCACUGUGUUUAGAUACAAUGCACGUUAGCAUAACAAUGACUGUCAGCGUGUGAUUACACAGUCCACACAACACAAAGCAUUCAUCAGGUGCUUUGUGAAUUCCAGUGCAGAUCGACGGCUUCAGAGAUCAGAUCUAACAGACAAAUCGGAUUUUCCAGCUGUUUGGAUAGUUUGUGUUUUGGCAAACGACAGAGCGCAGGGUGAAUGUGUACACAGUGUUUACUGCUGCUGCCUCCAUGUAAACGUGUCAGGGAUGCAGAUGAUGCUUGUGAUAUCAAAGCUUGCGUCAACUGAAUUUGAACACGGCUCCUGGAGCCUGGGCAGAUAAACAAGUCAUGAGGGCGAUGCUUGUACUAGAAAAAAGGCAUUUGUUGUAACGUGUGAAUGGACAUCAGGGUUUUCACAGGGGAAAAAAAGGCUUUACUGUGUCUCUGUCAUUAUUCUUGAAGUCCUAGCUGCCAUAUCGCUCAUCUGGCACCAUAAUGAAUUCAAAUCAAAGCACACUCUGCAAAUAUGAUAACAUAUUUAGGCACUGCUGUUUUUACUGCAGUCGCGCUGCGCUGCUGCUGAGCUUUGGCACCAUAUCUGAAAAGAGGAGAACUGAGAGUAAUUAGACUUCCGUGGCUCCCGCAGUAUAAGCAGCAUCCUGAAGUUUAACAGAUUUUAGCAGUUUAUCUGAUGCACACAGUCCAGAUCAUGUUGUCUGAAACAGGAAAGCAUAGAGCAUGUUUUACAACGACAACAAACAAGACAAAAGAAGUCACGCAAGACACAAUAAAUACCUUAUCAUCCAAGCAGAGUAUCCUAAAAUGUAAUAAAAGUCAUCAACAAAGCAACUUUUACCCAGGCUGACUAAAUAAACAUUUUCAUUGUAUAACUCUGUUCCUGCUGUUGUCAAAUUAAUCCCAUUUUGGUGAUCUCCAUUUCAGAUUUGUAAGUUUUUAAAUAAAUCUGAGAAUGUGUCAGUAAAUCCUUUUUAACUGCCAUAGUGACAUUUGCUGUGGGUUAAUGUAGAUGUCUAUCACUGGUGUUUGAACUGUGACUGCUGUUUUGAAACCACAUUUUUCCAAUCUGUUGUACAAACUAAAAAUGUAUAAUCUGCAGAUAUCUGUGUUGCUGUUGUAGUUUGUGCAGAAUGACUUCAGUUGAAUGUAAGUUACUUUUGUUUUCAUUCAUAAAGUUUAUUUUUGUAUCAAUGUGGGCCUCCCCAUGUUUUGCUCUGUUGUUUCUCUGUGAGAGAUUUUAUUAAGAUGCCGUCUUUCUGUUUUGUUUCUCAAUAUUGUAAAGAGAAUAUGAAUAAAGAUAUUAUCUUCCAUGAACUGAUUUAAGAUA
Messenger RNA from Acanthopagrus latus (yellowfin seabream), 17581 nucleotides. It is a transcript of the gene fat2, whose product is annotated as FAT atypical cadherin 2. Gene Ontology annotation, biological process: homophilic cell-cell adhesion. The transcript has 33 exons. NCBI's taxonomy places the organism in Eukaryota, Metazoa, Chordata, Actinopteri, Spariformes, Sparidae. The record is from RefSeq and is a predicted model, not a curated record. Gene Ontology annotation, cellular component: plasma membrane. Gene Ontology annotation, molecular function: calcium ion binding. The coding region runs from base 934 to 14025 and encodes 4363 amino acids.